Dendrobium catenatum is the source of this 919-nucleotide messenger RNA. RefSeq names its product probable magnesium transporter NIPA6. Gene Ontology annotation, cellular component: membrane. Bases 1 to 486 code for a protein of 161 amino acids. The record is from RefSeq and is a predicted model, not a curated record. Gene Ontology annotation, molecular function: magnesium ion transmembrane transporter activity. The transcript has 4 exons. Gene Ontology annotation, biological process: magnesium ion transport. Lineage: Eukaryota; Viridiplantae; Streptophyta; Magnoliopsida; Asparagales; Orchidaceae.
AUGGCCGACGGCAAGGAGCGAAGGAGAAGGGGGAAAGAAGAAGAUAGGGAAAAGAGAAUCACGAACCCGGACGCUUCCAAGGUUGGUGGGUAUUGCGUUGCCCUUCACCAAGUUUUUUGUUUAAUUACGUGUUACCCCUUUCAGGCAUUGGAUACCUUCAAUACUGCAGUUGUUUCUCCUGUGUACUAUGCAAUGUUCACAAUCCUCACAAUUUUGGCAAGUGCCAUUAUGUUCAAGGACUGGUCUGGGCAGAGUGCAAGUGAUAUAUCAUCUGAGAUGUGUGGUUUCAUCACUGUUCUUUCAGGAACAGUGGUAUUGCAUUCAACUAGAGUGGGAGAUCCAUCUCCUAACUCUGAUCUAUAUAUGCCGCUCCCACCUAAGAUAUCUUGGCACGUUCAAGGAAAUGGCGAGUUUGGGAAGCACAAGAAUGAUGAUUUGCUAGCUGCAGAUUUCAUCACCUUAGUUCGGCAGGAUUACUUCACUUAGGAACCUAUUUUAUCAUGCAAGCCAAAGUUUCACUUCAACAACCUCCAGUUGCUGUCAGUUGCGCGUGCAAAGGCUAUAAUUUAGUAGUGAGAGCAGACCUUCAAAGAAAUCAUUAAUUCGCAGCAUUUUUAUUUUACUUACCCUCUUUUGUAAAUGUCCAAAAGGUAUAUCGUUUGAUGAGUUCAUGUUCUCAUCUUUGCGUUCACUUCUGAUCAUUUUUUUAGUAUAAAAUCUUAGCUGGAAGUCUUCUUCUGCUUUUGUAUGGUUAACAGUGCAGAUUAAGAUCUGGUUAUGUUUAGUUUGUGUAACCUAAUCUUUUUCAUUAGAAGAAUGAUACUGAUGUAGCCAAGUGUCUUGGUUUUCUUAAUGGAAACAUUUAGUGUACAGUAUAAUUCUUGCCGCUAUUUAUGGGAGUUUAAUUUUUUUCUUUUGA